Messenger RNA from Pollicipes pollicipes, 1202 nucleotides. Its product is annotated as mitochondrial glycine transporter. Gene Ontology annotation, molecular function: glycine transmembrane transporter activity. Lineage: Eukaryota; Metazoa; Arthropoda; Thecostraca; Pollicipedomorpha; Pollicipedidae. Bases 324 to 1202 code for a protein of 292 amino acids. Gene Ontology annotation, biological process: glycine import into mitochondrion. Gene Ontology annotation, cellular component: mitochondrion. The record is from RefSeq and is a predicted model, not a curated record. The transcript has 7 exons.
UAUUCGGCGUUGGAGCACGCGGUGGUCGCUGCUGUGCGGUGCGAAGUGUUGGCUGGUCGCGUUGGUUCUCCCCAUCGUUCUUAUCUAAUACCUGUACUCACGAUUAAUGUCAAGAUGGUGUUCUUGUCUGUAUUCGGCGAGAAGAUCAGGGUGAAUUACCGGUUCAGCCCUUUCUACUACUCUGACUUUACCGACACGCACGGAGCGGUGGCGCCUUGCACCUAGAGCGCUCUAGGUGCGUCUCCCGCGGUGACUGUAGCAGAAGGACUAUUGUCUCAAUCUCGCGUGGUGUCACCAAUCCGUGUGGUGUGAGGUCCGCCAGAAUGGCCGCCGGACGACGAGACGCAGCAAUGUCUCCGCUGCUCAAGUCGUUCCUGGCCGGUUCGUUCUCGGGCUCGUGCUCGACCGUCCUGUUCCAGCCGCUUGACCUGGUCAAGACGCGCGUGCAGGCGGCGGUCCUCAGGGGGAAUAGUCCUUCUGGUAUGGCCACCGUGAUAUGGAGUGUGAUCAAGAAUGAGAGCCCGCGUGCUCUCUGGAAGGGUGUCGUGCCGUCGCUGACCCGUGUGGUGCCCGGCGUCGGCCUGCACUUCACGGCGCUGCACGUGCUGCGCUCGGCGCUGAGCCAUCCGCCGUCGGCGGCCGAGGCGCUCGUCAUCGGCGGCAGCGCGCGCGCCCUGGCCGGCGCCGCCACCAUCCCGGCCACCGUCGUCAAGACGCGCUACGAGAGCGGCAUCUACGACUACCGGGGCGUGACGCAGGCGCUGCAGCUCAUCUACCGGACGGAGGGCGGCCGCGGCCUCACGCGCGGCCUCCUGCCCACCCUGCUGCGCGACGUGCCCUUCUCCAGCUUCUACUACAUGUUCUACAGCCAGACGCGGCGCGCGCUGCCGGCCGAGGUGACGUCCGGCCGCUGGUCGGACGUGGCCACGUUCGGCUGCGGCCUGCUGUCGGGCCUGAUGGCCUCAGUCGUCACGCAGCCGGCCGACGUGGUCAAGACGCGCGUGCAGCUGGCCGGCGUGCCCGCCGCCAGCGGCGGCACGCUGGCCCAGGCCGUCAUCCUCAUCUACCAGGAGGGCGGCUCGCGCGCCUUCUUCGACGGCCUAGCUCCGCGCGUACCUGCGCCGCACGUUCAUGGCGGCCAUGGCCUGGACUGUCUACGAGCGCGUCUCCAAGACCUUCUAAGCGCGCCGUCGGCUAGCUAG